AUGGGGGAGAUUAGGUUGAGGGUUUUGUGUUUGGUCUGUGUGUGGGUUCUCUUUCUGGGUUCGGUCGUCGUGUGUUCAUCGGACCGGCGCGUGCGCAGGAACGCGUAUGCGACGAUGAUGUAUGUGGGGACUCCGAGGGACUACGAGUUCUACACUGCCACGCGCGUGAUGCUCAGAUCCCUUGGGGCGCUUGGGGUUGACGCCGAUCGUGUCGUCAUUGCCUCCAUGGAUGUGCCCCAGCAUUGGAUUCAAGCUCUGGAAGAAGAAGAUGGGGCAAAGGUGGUGAGAGUGGAGAAUAUAAAAAAUCCGUACAGAAGCCAAUCCGAAUUUAACUGGCGAUUUAAGCUGACUUUGAACAAACUAUACGCUUGGAAGCUCGUGGACUAUGAUCGAGUUGUCAUGCUCGAUGCGGACAACCUCUUCCUUCAGAAAACGGACGAACUUUUUCAAUGUGGACAAUUUUGUGCUGUCUUCAUCAACCCUUGCAUUUUCCACACGGGUCUUUUUGUAUUGCAGCCAUCUUUGGAGGUGUUCAAUGAUAUGAUGCACGAGUUAGAGAUAGGGAGAAGUAACCCGGAUGGCGCGGACCAAGGUUUUCUAGGAAGCUAUUUUCCCGAUUUGCUCGAUCGACCGAUGUUUCAUCCUCCACUGAACGGGACAAAGCUUGACGGGUCCUACAGACUUCCCCUCGGCUACCAAAUGGAUGCUUCUUACUACUAUCUAAGGCUCCGUUGGAGCGUACCGUGUGGGCCCAACAGUGUGAUCACUUUCCCGGGUGCCCCAUGGCUAAAACCGUGGUACUGGUGGUCGUGGCCCGUUCUCCCCUUGGGCAUUCAAUGGCAUAAAACCCGCCUUCAAACUCUUGGGUACAACGAGGAAAUGCCUGUCGUCUGGAUCCAAGCCAUAUUAUACGUGGGCAUAAUAGCCGUGGCCCGUUUGGCGCGUCCCAACCUGUCCAAGCUCUGCUACCGUCGAGAAGACAAGAGUUUGUUCUUCGUGCAAACGGGCUUCAAGCUAUUAGCCGUGUGGGCCCUACUGGCAGCUUACAUCAUCCCGUUUUACCUCAUACCCCACACGGUCCACCCGAUUGUCGGGUGGGGCCUUUACCUAAUGGGGGCCUUUUCACUCUCGUGUGUAGCGGCCAACAUUUUCUUGCUCCCGAUGCUGCCCGUGAUCGGGCCGGGCCUCGCGAUAUUGGGCUCCCUUCUUGUCAUGGGCUAUCCGGGCUACCCGAACGGGAUAGUGAGGGCACUUUCGGUAUUUGGGUACGCAUUUUGCUGCUCGCCACUUGUGUGGGUGGCGUUGGGGAAGAUUGUGUCUGCUCUGCAGGUGUCGGUCGAGCAGAGUAGUGUGGUGCCCUCCAUGAACAAGUUGUGUUAG
This is a messenger RNA of Striga hermonthica, 1380 nucleotides long. The record is from the annotation of a GenBank genome assembly. NCBI's taxonomy places the organism in Eukaryota, Viridiplantae, Streptophyta, Magnoliopsida, Lamiales, Orobanchaceae.